This is a messenger RNA of Phaeodactylum tricornutum CCAP 1055/1, 1152 nucleotides long. RefSeq lists its product with no specific name. The record is from RefSeq and is a predicted model, not a curated record. The transcript has a single exon. NCBI's taxonomy places the organism in Eukaryota, Bacillariophyta, Bacillariophyceae, Surirellales, Neidiaceae. The coding region runs from base 19 to 1152 and encodes 377 amino acids.
GCGAGAUCAAUUUACACCAUGAAGACCGAGCCGUACAACCGUCGGCGAGGAGAUUCCAAAGCGAUUUAUGUUUGGCUCCUCAUCCUUAGCAAUUUGCUCGUUUUUCAAUUGGGGCGACUAUUUGACGCCAACUCCACAAUCCUUUCCACACCCUCGUUCACGAAUCCCCAACUCGACAUUCCUUUUCCACCAACGCUGCACGAUGUGGAAAGCAGGAUUGCUUACGCCGCCGCUCACCCCUUGUCCGUUCCCCAAGGCAGCGUGCCGAACUUGCCUUCGAUCCGCGAAGCCAAUGCCAAGGUCGACCAGGAACGCAAAAUAUACGGCGGCGCCGGCGACAAACUCCAUUUAGGCGGUUUUACCGCGAUUGAUGCGGAGGGUAUUUCUCCCGGCGUGUGGACGUACAUGCUGGAGAAGUUGGGUGUCCGUUCCGUGCUCGACGUGGGUUGCGGGCGAGGAAUCAGCUCACGCUGGUUCCUCGAGCACGGCGCGGACGUGCUGUGCGUGGAAGGAUCGCACGACGCCGUCACGCAAAGCUACCUGCCCUCGUCGAAUAUUGUGGAGCACGACUACGCGAGAGGAGCGUGGUGGCCCAACCGUACCUUUGACGCUGCUUGGUCGGUGGAAUUUCUCGAACACGUGUCUCUCCAGUAUCACCCGAACUACAUUGCGACCUUUCGCAAAGCAGCCAUACUGUUUGUUACGAGCUCCCGUUGGGGUGGUUGGCAUCACGUGGAAGUGCACCAAGACGACUGGUGGAUUCGCAAGUACGAAAGUUACGGUUUUCGGUACGACGAUGCCUUGACGAAAGCGGUGAAAGCGACCGUGGCGGAGGAACGUCAACGUCUCGAGUUUUUCGCACCCGCCAACAAAACACUGGGUGCUGCUCACGUUGGACAGUCGGUCAAGGUCUUUAUUAAUCCCGCCGUUGCGGCCUUGCCGGCUCAUUUGCAUCUCUUUUUUGAACACGGCUGCUUUCGAGAUUACAACAAAGGUGUAAUUACCAACCGUAAAUGCGGCGAAGGAAGGCAAGGUUGGAAAGAAACCGUUCUGCCGCCGGAGUUUUAUCCUCUCAAAGUGAACCCGCAAGAUGGUCUUAACUGGCAAGCGGCUCUAAUGGCCGGUGUUGGAAACCCUGGGGAGAACAAGUAG